UACUUUCUUCUUUCUCUCUCUAAACGUAAAACCGUUAGCACCUGUAGCAAUAACUUAGUACUGUACAAUACACAUUCAAUCCUUGUUGUCGGCCCCUCCCAUCCGUGCCGCCCUAUACCACCACGGCACCUCCCCUUCCUCCAUGGCCUCCCUCCCUCGUUUCCACCGAAUACCGUCGUGAAGGAACCCCCCUCGGCGCUCGCCUUCAGCUCGUCAACCCUUGUAAUCUGGUUCAUUGCUAUUUAUAUUCUAGAUACAAUGAGUAUCGCAUUUAAAUCCCUACGAUGUUUGAAGCAAAUCUGCAUCAAUGUCAAAGCUCCCCAGAACUCUAAUUAUUUAAUCAGCAGAUACAUAUUAGCUUCCCUUUUUUCAUCAACAUCAUACUGGCAGAGAGUCAACAGACGAAAUUUAGCUGCGUCAAAGCCAACCCUAGACGAAUUCCAAUUUCGUCGAGCCGUUUCACAGCUUCUGCCUCGAUUCAAACCUGAAGACCUCCAUAACUUAAUAAAUCGACAAGAAGAUCCAUUGGUAUGUUUGGAGUUGUUCAAUUGGGCGUCUCAACAACCUAGAUUUACACACGAUGUAUCCACAUUCCAUGUUACGAUUAAGAAGCUCGGCGCUGCAAAAAUGUACGAUGAAAUGGAUCUAAUCGUCAACGAGGCGUUGGCGAUUCCUUCUUUUGGUUCCGAAGCUCUUUACAACACGAUGAUAUACUUCUUCACAGAAGCAAGGAAGUUGAGUAGAGCUGUUAACGUGUAUAAACACAUGAGAAGCCUGAAGAAAUUGGAUUGUAAACCUUCGAUCAGAACGUAUAAUCUUCUAUUCACUUCGUUUUUGAGCAGGAGAAGCAAUACCUACAUAAAUCAUAUGUAUAUGGAUACCAUGAGCAUGUUGUUCAAGCAGAUGGUUGAUGAUGGGAUCGAUCCUGACAUCUUUGCUUUGAAUUCCAUGAUCAAAGGGUACGUUCUCUCCCUUCAUGUCAAUGACGCGCUUAGAUUAUACCAUCAGAUGGGCGUGGUUUAUGAUUGUGUACCGAAUUCGUUUACUUUUGAUUACUUGAUCCAUGGUUUAUGUUCUCAAGGAAGAACAUGUAAUGCUAGGAAGAUCUGUGAUGAGAUGAAGGCGAAGGGUUUUGUUCCAAGCAGUAAAUCCUAUAACUCGCUUGUGAGUUCGUUUGCACUUGAGGGAGAGAUCGAUGAAUCUGUGAGUUACUUGUGGGAGAUGAUUGGAAACGAAAGGUUGGGUGAUUACAUUACGUAUAGGACUGUGGUUGAUGAGUUAUGCAGACAACAGAGGUGUGGAGAUGCUGUAAAUUUGCUUAAGGAAUUGCAGGAGAAAAGGUUGGUGGAUCGGUCUGCUUACAGGAAGCUUGAAUAUGAACUUCAAGUCAAUUAUAGAAACUUGUAUGAUGGCAAUGGGCCAUAAAGAUUAUGUAGGAACCAUGCCAAACCCAUGAAGCGCUAAAAGUACAGGAGGAAUGACCAAAAAUAUUUCAGAUCGAUAGACAAAGAACCAACUCUACAAAAGCUACGAAAAAUAGAUUCUUGAAAUGCACACGGUGUUGAAGGAUAUGUAGUUGAUGUUGAAGGAGAUGAACAAAAACAGUAGUUUGGAGUUUAGAAAAAUAAAGAUUUACAACUGUUAUCUUACAUAAGAACGGUUUUCACAUUGUGCAUUAUAAUAUUUGAUAUACAAUUGUUAUCUUAAAUAUUGUGGAUUAUAAUAUUUGUUUUAAUUGUGAAAAAUAGAUAUACAACUUUACCAUUAUCCGUUUAUUAUCGAAAAUAUCCAGAAUGUUUUGUAUUUUCAUGUCAAUAAGUGUCCGAUUCAUGGAUUUUAAGGUAAAGCUCAACGUAUACACUCCCAGAAAAAAAAAAAAAAAAAUACAAAGAUCUAUAUGAUCUAUCAUCCACAACUUAAAAUUGGUAAACAAAGAGGUGAUCUAAUUCCCAUAACAGAAAAAAACUAUUGCCCCAUCACAAAACUCUGCUUGCAAGGUCUACAAUGACAACAGUACAAAAAAAAAAAGAAUGGGGGGAAAAGAAAAUGCAUAAUAGUUCAUCCCCAAAAAAGUUUCUAUCAGAAUAAAAUAUUAGCUGC
Messenger RNA from Lactuca sativa (garden lettuce), 2100 nucleotides. Its product is annotated as pentatricopeptide repeat-containing protein At2g27800, mitochondrial. Gene Ontology annotation, molecular function: mRNA binding; protein binding. NCBI's taxonomy places the organism in Eukaryota, Viridiplantae, Streptophyta, Magnoliopsida, Asterales, Asteraceae. The record is from RefSeq and is a predicted model, not a curated record.